GUACGAUCAGACUCAUUAGGUUAAUUUUAGUUAAAACAAAGGUAUUUAGUUUUAUUUUCUAAAAGUACAAUAUACAAAAUUAUACACACAAAAUGACUACUUUCAAGCAAGUUCCUCUCACGUGUGGUGGCCAUACUAGACCAGUCGUGCAUUUGGAUUUUAGUGACGUUACAAAAGAAGGAUAUUAUUUGAUUUCUGCUUGCAAAGAUGGGAAACCCAUGUUGCGUCAAGGUGAGACGGGUGACUGGAUUGGGACAUUUGAAGGCCACAAAGGAGCAGUGUGGGGAGUGGCUUUGACACAAAACGCUAAUUUGGCAGCUAGUGGAGCAGCUGAUUUUUCGGCUAAGUUAUGGGAUGCGCGAUAUGGCGAGGUGGUCCACACAUUCGACCACGAGCACAUAGUAAAGAGUGUGAAUUUCAACUCUGACGACUCGCUGCUGCUUACCGCCAGUAACGAGAAACUCAUAAGGGUGUUUGACUUAAACAAACCUGAUGCUGGACCAAUAGAAAAGAUAAGUGCGCACACGAGCAGCAUCAGGCACGCCGUUUUCCUGCACAACUCGCGCGUCGUCAGUGUCAGCGACGACCUCACAAUGCGCGUUUGGGACCGCACGAGUGGGCAGGAGGUGCACAAGAUAGACUUCCCAACCAUUCCAAACAGCUUAGAGCUAUCAAGAGACGGAGCUAUAUUAACGGUAGCACAUGGUUUAAACGUAGCAUUCUACUCGUCGGACACGAUGCGUAAAAUGCGCGAGAUCCCUGUGCCCACGAAGUGUUAUUCGGCAUCGCUAGCGCCUAGUCGCGCGACGUUCGUCUGCGGCGGCGAGGACCUAAAAGUAUACAAGUUCGAUUACAACACCGGCACUGAGCUUGAGUCAAAUAAAGGCCACUUCGGACCUGUACACUGCGUGCGAUGGUCGCCCGACGGAGAACUGUACGCGACGGGAUCUGAAGAUGGCACAGUGCGGCUGUGGCAGGGCGUGCCGGGCCGAGUGUACGGCCUGUGGCGCCGCUCGAAUGAGCACCCCAUUGCAAAUGGUUUUAAGGAGGUUGCAGCCAACUGACUCUUACCUUAUUUUGUGCAGGACUUUAAGGAGCAGUGAGAGUGCAAUCAAAAUUGGUCGUUUGUUGUCGACUGCGGCAGUGGUUGGUAGUCACAAGACCAGGCCGUGUGUUAAUGAACUUGAGGGGCUAACCUGACAAAUCGAGACUUUACAAAUUGUCGAACUUAUAUUUUAAGUGUUGUUUAUUUUUUGCAACAGCUCUUUUUUAUACUCAAGCGCGAAUGUAUUUAUUGUAAAAAGAAACAGAAUAGACUUGAUAUUUGCAACAAAAUAAAGAGAUUUGUAAGUAUAAACCAAGUUUUUGUUACGUAUAGUUAUAUAAUAGGUU
Messenger RNA from Hyposmocoma kahamanoa, 1392 nucleotides. It is a transcript of the gene wmd, whose product is annotated as serine-threonine kinase receptor-associated protein. Gene Ontology annotation, cellular component: SMN complex. Bases 93 to 1064 code for a protein of 323 amino acids. The record is from RefSeq and is a predicted model, not a curated record. The transcript has 8 exons. Gene Ontology annotation, biological process: spliceosomal snRNP assembly. Gene Ontology annotation, molecular function: protein binding; RNA binding. NCBI's taxonomy places the organism in Eukaryota, Metazoa, Arthropoda, Insecta, Lepidoptera, Cosmopterigidae.